GAAAGUCACAUAGUUAAAUAAAAACGUUUUGAAUAAAAAGCAUAGACUGCAGCCUAUUAUAGAUUGAAUAGAAAUGCAUCUAGAAAGUAUUGCUAUAUUUCUUUGAGCAGCACAAACUCAAAAGUAGUAAGCAAUUUCUUUUAAAGUACAUUGCUUCUCAUUUUUUAAAAGGAUACCAAAGAAUUUAUAAUUGAACAAUACCGCCAAAUAGACUUGAUGGUCAAAAUAUUCAAAUUUGGUGGCGUUUUCAGGCUAAACUAUUAGAUCUCGAUUGCCUCAACUUUUGUUAACUAAUAUUUCCAUAGGUACGGUCACAACAAUAUCAAAAUCGACGCCGUUAUACGAAGAUGAAAACAAAUUUAAAUCAUUUCUUGUGGCCUCUAAAAUGAGAAAAAUUAAUAACUAACAUUAGAAAUUAAAUUUGUUUAUAUUUUUCAAGGUUUCAUAACAUUUGAUUCUCGUUUAAUAUUAUAAAAUUUUUCAUGAAAAAUAUUAAAAUCAUUUAUAGUAUUUUUCAUCCCUUGAUCAAAAAUGACUUAAAAGUAAUGAUGCAUCAAUUUGACUUGUACUUUAAUUGCUACUCAUAAAAACUCCAUAAGAUAUCUUUUUUCUUUAAAAUAAAGAAUUUCAUUCUAAACCUCCUAUUAUACCAUUUACUAGCUUUUUCGAAAUAAGCAAUGCUAUGCGCAGAAACACGUUUAAUGUUCAAACUGACAAUCCUUCUUUGGCUUGACGAUGGAUUAUCUUGUGAUUUGUUUAAAAAUGUAUCAUAUACGGUUAUUUCCAAUCGAAACAUUAUUGGUACUACAUUACAACAACCAGUGUUAGUUUUAAGAUCGGGAGAAAAGCAGUUUUUAAAUAUUAUUUUUAAUCUUACUUGCACUACUUCAGCUAACGUAUCUAUUAGAUUUAUAUGUACAUCUUGUUUUUGGGUAAAUAUAAGUAUUAAUAAUGUUCAACAAUCAUCUGCUUUAAAUUUGGUAAAGAAUGAAAAUUUAAUACUUUUUUCUGAUGCAAAAAUAAUAAAUCUUAAUAUUUCUUGGAUUCAAACUUUUAAUAAAAAUUUAUAUGAUGAUCUAAGAUUUGUAAUUCAAAGCUUCAAUGAAGUAUUAUUGAAUGAUUCAUUAGUUAAAUUAAAUAUACGUUUUUCUUGCAAAAAUAUUUGUGCUGAGUUUGCUCCUUCUGAUGCUGUACUUUUUAAAAAUAAUUCAUUUUCAAUCAAGAUAAAUUGGGAACAUCCGGCGUAUGAAAAUGCUACAUAUUUAGUAGAUUUUUUUAUGCAGCUUCCAAACUACUUAACUGUUACAAAUUUUGAUUGCACUCCUGAUGUUUUACUGAGUUUAAAUUUGAAUUUCACAAGAAUUAUUUAUAGAUUUAACCUUACUGCAAGUCUUGAAUCAAUCUUGUUUUUACGAGGAGUGGAAAAAGAUUUAUUUUUAUUAUCCACCAGCUAUUAUCACAUGGGUAUCUAAUCAAAACUUGUCAAAGUUAAAUGCUGGAGAUAAAGUUAUUGUUACAUUGAGC
Messenger RNA from Hydra vulgaris (swiftwater hydra), 1524 nucleotides. NCBI's taxonomy places the organism in Eukaryota, Metazoa, Cnidaria, Hydrozoa, Anthoathecata, Hydridae. The record is from RefSeq and is a predicted model, not a curated record.